Molecule: messenger RNA, 285 nt
Organism: Linum tenue
Lineage: Eukaryota; Viridiplantae; Streptophyta; Magnoliopsida; Malpighiales; Linaceae
Source: the annotation of a GenBank genome assembly
AUGGGAAGGUCGAAGUCCGGGGGCUCGUUCUGGGGCAACUUGUUCAGAGGCGGCCGCCGGUCAUCAUCAUCGUACGGGGACUACGGCGCAGCGGAGGAGUACGGCGGCGGCGGCGGGAGGAGGGUGUGGGCCAGCGACGAGGACAAGGCGGGGAAAUGGGUGGCGGAUCCUCGAAUCGACACAAAGGCUUCAGCUUUCAUCGCGCACUUCCAUGCUUCACGGAUCUCCGAGGCCGAACACAUGAUCUUCCUCGCCGCCAACCCUCCUCCUCCUCCUCCUUCCUAA